UAUGGGCGAGGAGGAACAGGAGGAGGAGGGGGAGGAGCCAUCGUCACCAUCCAGGUACGGUGAUGAUCGGCGCCAUUUCAUCGUGCUGGCAGGUCUGGGCGGAAUCCUCGGCGUGACGAUCGUGGUGAUAGUCAUCUCCAUCGUGCUGAGGCCAGCACACGUGGAGUUCACGGUGGUGCAUACGACGAUGAACUGCAGCAGCAGCAGCAGCAGCAGCAAUAGUACGUCGAGCGAGAGCACGAUCUCCCUGAACCUGACCGUCCAACUCCAAGCCACCGCCGCCAGCGCCAAGGUGAGCUACAGGAGCGUGUUCGUCGACCUGAUCAUGGCCGCCGACGGCAACGACGACGUACCUCCUACGCGUAACGAGAGCAGCAGCGGCGCGUUGACGUUGCACGCCCCGGUCGACCCCGGGGACCUGAAAGAGCAGCGGCGGACGCCACAGCCGGCCGGCACGCCGGCGAGCUUCCGUGCGACGUCGCUUGUCGUGCAGGCGGACGACGACGACGACGAAGUCGACGUGCGGGGCGGCCGCCUCCUCCUCGACGGCGAUGAAUGCCGAGACGGUAGUGCCGCCGUGCGGGCCACCGUCGUUGUGACGGCGCUGGUGUCCUUCGUCGUCGGCCCCGUCUUCACCAGGUCGUACCACGUCGUGGUGCACUGCCCUUACGUCCAAUUCCAUAUGAAUGGCACUAUCAAUCCGGCUGUCAAUUGCACCGCCUAAUAUGUAUCUUAACGUUAAUUAAUGGAUUGCACCGCCUAAUAUGUAUCUUAACGUUAAUUAGUGGAGGAAUUUUUACGUGAGCUAUCAAAAUUAUUUUAGUGUGCACGUGCGCCCUCGCAUGAUUUUAGCUUCUGUCCUUUAUUUUUUAUGUUUCAAUAAAGAAAAACUGUA
This is a messenger RNA of Oryza brachyantha (malo sina), 895 nucleotides long. RefSeq lists its product as uncharacterized. Lineage: Eukaryota; Viridiplantae; Streptophyta; Magnoliopsida; Poales; Poaceae. Bases 2 to 724 code for a protein of 240 amino acids. The transcript has a single exon. The record is from RefSeq and is a predicted model, not a curated record.